CUCUCUCACACAUAUAGGAGCAGAGUGCUAACACCUCUUCCUGUUCUGUUCUCUCUUUUCUUUCCUCCUUCCGUUCUUUCUUUCUUUUUCUCUUGGGCAUUGCUGGAUUGGUUAUGAACUUUGCAGCAUGAAGGAAGUUUGUUGGCCUUACUUCGAUCCUGAAUUUGAGAACCUCAACGAGAGGGUUCAUGGUCCCAGUUGCAGAGUUUGCAUCGACAAUGAGAGCUUCAAUGGCUGCACCGUAGUCAAGGUUGACAGCGUGAACAGGCAGGGCCUUCUCUUGCAAGUGGUGCAAGCACUUUCGGAUAUGGAUCUCUCCAUCUCCAAGAGCUACGUUUCCUCAGACGCUGGAUGGUUUAUGGACGUUUUUCACGUCACCGAUCAAAAUGGCGACAAACUUACCGACGAAAAGGUCAUUAACUAUAUCCAGCAGGCCAUAGUUGCAAGAAGAGAUUUACCUCAUCAGGUGAAGACCGGGUGCAACCACCGGAAAGCCAUGAGAAGGAACACCGAUAUAGAGAGCCCAAGCGAGCAUACGGCCAUAGAACUAAGUGGGACCGACCGACCCGGUCUAUUCUCGGAGAUAUCAGCAGCUCUUGCUGAUCUUAGAUGCAAUGUAAUUGAAGCUCACGCAUGGAGUCACAACGAACGCUUGGCCUGUGUAGCCUACAUCGAAGAUCAGUUAACCCAUAGCCGAAUCGAUGAUCCACGCCGACUUGCCACUAUCGAAGAUCAUCUCUCGACCGUUCUUCACGCCACCACCAACCCAGGUUCCGACUCUCCAGGGGCUCACAGUGACCAGGGAGGAGUCACGACUGCAGGUCUCCCGGAUAAUGGCAAUGGAACGACGACAAACGUAGAACGCCGGCUUCAUCAGCUCAUGUUUGCUGGUAGAGACUUCGAUGGGCCGUCAGGGACCCUGAGCUUAUCGUCGUUAUCUUCAUCGACGGAAGGCGAAGAAGGGAAGAAGAUAAAUGUGUCCAUUGAGGGAUGCAAUGAGAAGGGGUACUCAGUUGUGACUGUAGAGUGUAAGGAUAGGCCGAAGCUCAUGUUUGAUACCGUGUGUGCCCUUACUGACAUGCAGUACAUGGUCUUCCAUGCUUCCAUGUCCUCUCAUUCGGGCUACACAUUUCAGGAGUACUAUAUAAGGCAUGUGGAUGGGUGCACAUUGAACACAGGAAGCGAGAAGGAACGUGUAGUGAAAUGCUUAGAAGCUGCUAUAGAACGAAGAGUAUGUGAGGGUGUUCGCCUGAAGUUACGUGGACACAAUCGUGCAGGAUUGCUAUCUGAUAUCACGCGAAUGCUUCGUGAGAAUGGUCUCGCCGUUGUUCGAGCAGAUGUAGAGACGAGGGGCGAGGAUGCGGUGAAUGCAUUCUAUGUUCGAGAUAUGUCAGGAAACAAAGUGGACAUGGAGACUGUUGAAUCGAUGAGAAGAGAGAUGAGGCCAAUAGGUAUUGAAGUGAAGAAUGAGUCAUUUAACAAACCAAACUCCACCGAGAGAUCUCGCUUCUCCUUGGCUGACCUGUUUAGAUCACAAUUGGCACGCUUCUCAAUAAACUUUAUUUCAAUUAGGUGAAGGUGGACCAUGGAGAUUAUUAUGCUAAAGAACAAUGAAUGAACAAGGAAUAGAGAGAGAGAGAGAGAGAGAGAGAGAGCCAGUUGCUCUUGAAGAAUGAGCUAUCUCACAUGCAAAACGUUCUGAGCUUGCCUUGGUUCCAUGGAGAGUAGCUUAGGUCUUGGUUUGUACAGAUAGGAAGGAAGAGGGAAGGUUCAUCGGCUGCAUUGAUGUACAUAGGUAGCUGUUUAGUAUGUAACUAUUUCCAUUGGCUGGCUUGUAUAUAAAUGAACGAGAUAGCAUUUUUAUUCUUUGUGCUGUCCUUUUCAUUUGUAAAUUAUCAAAUUUAGGGUCGUAAGGAUUUGACCAAAAA
This is a messenger RNA of Macadamia integrifolia, 1928 nucleotides long. RefSeq names its product ACT domain-containing protein ACR2. The record is from RefSeq and is a predicted model, not a curated record. The coding region runs from base 128 to 1576 and encodes 482 amino acids. The transcript has 8 exons. Lineage: Eukaryota; Viridiplantae; Streptophyta; Magnoliopsida; Proteales; Proteaceae.